Messenger RNA from Sinocyclocheilus rhinocerous, 1415 nucleotides. RefSeq names its product G-protein coupled receptor 4. The record is from RefSeq and is a predicted model, not a curated record. Gene Ontology annotation, biological process: positive regulation of Rho protein signal transduction; phospholipase C-activating G protein-coupled receptor signaling pathway. Gene Ontology annotation, molecular function: G protein-coupled receptor activity. The transcript has 2 exons. The coding region runs from base 154 to 1095 and encodes 313 amino acids. Gene Ontology annotation, cellular component: plasma membrane. Lineage: Eukaryota; Metazoa; Chordata; Actinopteri; Cypriniformes; Cyprinidae.
UAAAAGACAAGUUCUAUUUGUUGACCCAAAAGAGCCGCCACAAUUGGUUGUGUCCGAGCGUCCCACCUCUGUGUCCCGCGGGAGAGACACUAAACUAAAGCCUGGUGUAAGUCGGGUGACGGUCAGACAGACUCUGGCAGAGAUAUUGUGAGGAUGGAAGCAGGACGCCUCUGUAUUGAGCGAGCAGUGGCUCGUUUCAUCAUCAUGGCAAACACCUCGGCUCUGAGCCUGAACUCCAGCGUCUCUGGGUGGCGUCGUCCGCUGUGGUACCAGUAUGAAGUGUGUGUGGAAGCUCCUCAUUGGUUCAUCUUCUACUUUGGAGUCAAAGUAUUGAACCUGGUUGCAGGCGUUCCCCUGAACGCACUGGUGUUGUGGCAGAUUCUGAGGAAGAAGAGCGAAGGCUCAACAUCCGAUGUCUUCAUUUUCAACCUCUCUAUCCUGGAUGCCUAUUUCGGCCUCAUGACGCCGGUGGAUAUGGUCAACCGGCUGUACUUCAACAACGCGUCCGUCUGGUACUCCCAGCGUUUCGCCUACGGGCUCAAAGACGUGACUCCGUUGUUUCUCACCUGUAUUUGUCUGGACAGGUACAUCGCUGUGGUCCAUCCCAUCCUCUUCACCGGGACCCGUGACACUCGCAUCCGGAUCGGCGUCUCGGUGCUGGUCUGGGGACUCAUCCUAGCCUACUCUCUGACCAAAUGCAUCUUAGGCAUCCUGAGCGUGAACGAGGUCUUCAGCGGCGUCAUCCUCUCGGCCUUCUUCAUCAUGGUGUUCUGCAACCUCUCCAUCAUCUGGGUCCUCAGGAAGAGUGUCGCAGGGAAAGAAGUCAUGAACCCGGUGAAGAAGAAGGCCUUCAAAAUGGUGCUUAUCAUCCUCGCCAUCAUCGUGGUGAACUAUCUGCCUCCUGUGGCUCUGCUGCCGUUUGCUUCCACCUUCUCUUUCGUGACGCUGCACUGUAGGGUUCUUCUCGGCGUGUUCUCCAUCAUGGACCUGAGCUGCACCAUCGAGCCUUUGCUCUAUAUCUCUAAGAUGGAUCGAUCUGUGUUCUGUCAAUGCCUGCAGAGUCCCUCUAAGAAAUCCAUCACCGUGAGCGUCUGAAAUGAGUGUCUGAUGUUAUGUGCGUGAUUCUUGACUCAGUGUAUGUCUAAUCCAGUAGUUCUCAACUGGUGCGUCUCAGGUCUGCUGUGAUUGGUCACUGAAAAAGGGAAAAAUACUGUUAAAUGCAAAAGAGUAAACAUAUAAUCAUUAUUACAGAUAGACUCAUCAACCAAAUAAGAGAAAACACCUUCCAUUCUUUUGCUACUGAUGUCCACUGAUACUAUGUCCAUCAAACUCUACAGUAUUUUGGCACAAAUUCAUCCAACCACAGUAAGAUUUAUCUUAACUAGGGUAAAAAUCAAAUUAUACUUAUGGAUCAA